Molecule: messenger RNA, 7614 nt
Organism: Acanthoscelides obtectus
Lineage: Eukaryota; Metazoa; Arthropoda; Insecta; Coleoptera; Chrysomelidae
Source: the annotation of a GenBank genome assembly
GUUUGCGAACUUGCUCGACUGUGUAGUCUACUGAAUCACGCAACAGAGGGUUGCUGUGCGAUUCCGCUUGAUUAUAACGCCACUGCGCCUGUUGUUUUACGUAAUCCCUUAGAUAUGGGAUAUCAAGACCUCUGCGAAUAGUAUCAUUUGACACGUACCAAGGGGCGUUAGUAAUUGUGCGUAGGGUUCUGUUUUGCAGGACUUGCAGUCUCUGCAUGUGCGUCUUGGCAAGAAAACACCAAGCCGCGCAUACGUAGGUGAUUGCGGAUCUUAUGACCAUUUUAUACAACCGAAUCUUGUUGAUCAAACUUAAUUUUGAAUUUCUGCACAACAAAGGAUAAAGCUGCCGAAAGGUAAUUUGGAAUUUUGUUUUCAGAAUAUCAGUAUGUUUCUGCCAGGUCAAUCCCUUGUCAAUGAUGACUCCAAGGUACCUGACAGAUUGCUCCCAUGGUAUACGAGUUCCAUUCACUGAUAUCUCUGAGGGGGCACCGCGACGUUUUUUAGUACAAUAGAUUGCCUGCGUUUUCGAAGUAUUAAUUUUGAUCAACCACCGAUCCGCCCACUCCAAUUCUUCCUCCACCGCACCCUGCAGCCUGUCGUGAACCAGGUUACCAGAACAAGACUGGGCUAGCAAUGCAGUGUCGUCAGCAUAGAGAUAGACUUCACAGUUGCUGGGGCAAGGGACGUCAUGUAUAUAAAGUGAAUAAAGGAUAGGUCCUAAGACCGAACCCUGAGAAACACCGGCUCUUACGGGCCGGGCCGUGUUGUUGACAACACAUUGAUAAUUUUGAUCCGAAACUUCCUUCCCUCUAGAAAAGAGUUCAACAGUUUUAGUAGCCAAAAAGGAAAACCCUUUUGGAUGAGCUUAUACAAGAGGCUCAUGUGCCACACCUUGCCAAAUGCCUUUGAUACAUCUAAAAGCAAGAUACCAGUACUUUUGUUCAGGGUGAACCCGCUGGUUACAUGCUCCACCAGUCUAACUGCCUGUAGCUCUAUACUAUGCUCAGACCGAAACCCGAAUUGCACGUCAGGAGUCACAUGGUAACCUGACGAGAAAUUCUCAAGGUGACGAUAAAUCACCUUUUCAGCGAGCUUAGAAGGAGCUGACAGCAGAUUGAUGGGACGGUAAUCCUGGGGGAAUAUCGAACCUGCCUUCUUUGGGAUCAUGAUGACUUCAGCGACCUUCAACACCGUAGGCAAGUAAUGAGUUCUGAGCAUUGCAUUGAUUAUUGCCACCAGAUAAGUCGAAGCCUUGAGUGAAAGCAACUUCAGUGCUUUGUUGGUAAUUUGAUCCUCUCCAGGUGCUUUACGCACCUUUAGGUCCUUAAUGUGGCAUUGGAGCUCUGCUGGUGUACAAAACGGAAUCUCAGAGUAUUCCGUUGAUGUGCUAUGCUGAGAUUCAUCUGAAGAAUCUUCCGUAGAAGAAUCUUCUGAAAAGGAGUCAACAAUGCUAGCACCGAUGUUGGUAUCGCCAUUCGCUCUGAAGUAUCUCCUGACAGAUCUUACAAUUUGUCAUUCCUCAUCAAGGUCAUUGACCAGAUCAUAAUUGGGAGAGAACUGCCUUUCCAUGACGUGAGCAAACACCUCCACUUUAUACUCAGUCCUGGAAACUAUGCCUCAAGGACCAUGAAUAUGUGGUAGUUGUUCUUGCCUUCCGUUUCUGAGCGAUUUUGCCACUUUCCAGUGGGGAAUACUUGAUUCAAGCAUCCCCGCCAGAAAGUCACUCCACUGCUCAUUGCGGAAUUCAUGGAGUGCAUCUCUCACUUCAUGGACGAGAUUCGUCGCUCUACGAAUGUCAUCAGGAUGACAAGACCUUUUUGCUUGCUUAAUCGCAGCCCUCUUUUCAGAAAUUUUCCGACGGAUGUCAGCAGGAAGAAAAGGUCUGCCGUGUCGCUGCACCGGAAGCAUAGCAGCACGCUGUAGAGUUUGGUGAACGAAACUUGUCCACUCCGAUUGAGCAGCAUCAAUUCUGUUCUCAUCAUGUAUGACCGGGACGCUGGGAAACUCUUUGAGAAAUGACUUGUAUAGUUGCCAAUCAACUCUUUUCCUUGGAGGAGUUUCCUCCUCCACGAAAUGCCCAUUACCUACCUCUAGAACAACAGGUAGAUGGUCUCUAGAGUUGUCAUACAAGAUCCUAGAAGCAAUACUGAACCUACAGUCUUUUGAUAUUGCAAAGUCUAUAACAUCCGGUGCCUGAAGGUGAUUGAAAGGAUGGUGUGUCGGCUCUUCGGUGCUGUGAAUAAGAUACCCGUUUCGCAUCACAUGGUUGUAAAGCCGAACUCCACAAGUAGAGUUAAGCCUUGAGUGCCAUGAUCGGAGAUUGCAGUUGUAGUCUCCUGCCACAAUAAGAGGGCCCGAACAGUCUAGAAGGACUUCCAAGUCCUCCUCUCGCAGCACCGCACCUGACAUACACCGAGGUGAUCUUCAACGGAAUGCAUCCCGCCAUAUUGACUACCACGUUUAACGAGCACUGCCAAGCCACCACCCCUACCAUUCAAUCUGUCAGCGCGUGUAACAUCAUAAUUCGAGAAAGCUAAGCGAUCUCCCAGAUUGAGUAAUAUUUCCUGCAGCAGAGCUAUGUCUAUACUCUCAUCCAAUAGAGUUUGAUGAAAUCCCCGUUUUUUGGGAAUAUCCGUUAUAAUGUAGGUUGUCUAUUGUACUUAAGCCAUUCAAUGACUGCGGAAAGAUCGCCUGCAAUGCCUGAGUCGCGUUAAUCAGGGGACUUAUUAUUUGUUGAAGGCACUUAAGCGCAUUUGCUAGGUCCACAUUCUGCGUGUCCAAAGUGGGUUGAAGAGAGGGGGCAGCCGAAGACGGCUGCUUCCGCGUAUGACUUGCUGCGUCUUUGCGCUAUGACUUCCAGAUUACGCCUGGGGGUGAAUCUGCAAGUGGGAAUGCGCCCCUCCACAGUUCGCACACUUUCGCUCCUCUUGUCCUGUGAGGGAGCAUAAAUGUGUCAUGUGGUCGAAAGCACAUUUUAAACAUUUGGGAGGUACUGUGCAGUAAGACUACGCAUGAUCAUACCUUUUUCAGCGGUGACACUGCCCAAUAAGUCUAGAGUUCUUUUGAACUUUGAUUGCUUGACCCAGCAGCUCAUGUUCAUUGAACAGCUGAUGGGACUUUUCAAUCUUGGGCAGUAUCACGACCACUAAAGGCAUGGGUGCGCCGCCACUGCGUUUGAGUCGGAUAAUUUGGAGAGGAGUAUAUCCCCUCUGUUCUAAUUCCCCUUUGAUCUCCUGUUCCGAAAACAUUGCGGGUAUGCCUCUGACUACCGCGGGAAUAUUUCGUUCUAAAGGAAGAGGGAACGUAUGAUGGGGCACAUCCUCCUCUCUGAACAGGCGAACGAUUUUUCGGUAGUCAUCCUCAGUUUUCGGCAACAACCCUGAUUCCCGCAUCAACGGCAACUGCGCGUUCUAUCUUAAUGCCUAAGCUUAUAAAGGUGUAGUUUAGAUGUCGCCACUGGGUCGUAUCACGCAACACAAUGGGCGUCAUUCGCCCCUGGCGGGGUGCUGUGCUGGUCAACUCACCAGCAACGUGAGAUUGUUGAGAUAAUGCACCGUCAGUCGAUGCAGUGGCCAAAGAUUGAGAAGAUGUGCAUCGACCGCCAUAAGACAAGUGGCCGAAGAAGUUGAUACAUUUAAUGAAGCAGAAGGUUUUGAGGGGACUGUCAACUUGAAUUUUGAUUUUGCUUUUGGAAGAGGUGGGAAGUCAUCCGUCUUCUCAGUUUUGUUCGUUUUGUCGAUGCGUCUUUUCCUAGACUGGCCGUCAUUCUUUAUUUCAUCGUCGGUCGAUGUCACGUCAGUUAAAUUUUCAAGAGGUCUAUUUAAAUUGACAGCCUUGUAGGAUUUAGAAUUAAAAUUUGCAUUAUUGUGUUACCUGGGUGGUCAGGCAGUCUAUUUUACUGUUUUGGUCCCUAACUGUCUCAGUCAGCUCCUUUAUUUGCUGGGCCUGGCUUUCGAUGAUCAGGGUCUGGCGCUGGAUGGUUCUGUCCUUUUCGUCUGCUACAGCUGGUGUCAUCAAUUCCUUUGAUUUCAUGGUCUCAGUCAGCUCCUUUAUUUGCUGGGAAUGGCUUUCGAUGAUCAGGGUCUGGCGCUGUCCUUUUCGUCUGCUACAGCUGGUGUCAUCAAUUCCUUUGAUUUCAUGGUAAUUUCUGGUCUCUCCUUCUGACUCCCCCAUGCAUCAUCGGGGACGCUGGGGUAUCAAUAAUUUGACCUCCAGAGUCUCCAUCUCCAUAUUUUUAAAUCGGAUUUUCUAUUGAAAAACUUGAAAACUUUCACGAGAAAAAAAUGACGUAUUGUCAAUUAUCCCUUAUUAUAUACAAUUUAUGAUUAUACAUAAAUUUGUUUAUAUUCCGGCGUUGCUUGGUAGCCAGGAGACAGUGGCGACUAGCGGGGAAAACAAAAUGGUUACCGCCGUGGAAAUAAUUCCAUUUCAACCAGUGGCCUAUCUUAAUGAAAGUACUACCGGCCUCAAAUCAACAUGUUUUAGGAACUGAUGGUCUUUCUCGAACCUCAAAGGAGAUACUCAAAUAGAUCUUAUUGCAGGUUCACCCUAAAAGAAUAAUGCAACUGGUUUUAAUGUAAAGUUGACACUUGAAUACCCAUUUUGAGUCAUUAAGCCAUUGGACGGCAUCCUCAUGAUAUGGUACAAAGCCAAUCUUCACUGAAAAUGUGACAGAUCACAAAUCGUUUUCGUUUUCCUGGAAAUAAUGAUUUCAAAUAGUAUUCAAGAAAACUAAUAAUAAUACAAGCAGAGUAUCUAACAGGUGUUGGUUCCAAAUCUACCAGAUAAAGCUAAGCUUAGGGUAGCUAAGUUUUCAGCGUGGGCUCAUAGAUUCAGUCUACUUGACACCAUUUUUACAAGACACAUGACGAAUUGGUUGGAUACACGUACCUGGCGGAUUCUUUAGGCCAGUGGUUAGUGCAUCUAAGAAGGCUUGUCUUGCUGAUUGAAUUGUAGAGUCAGCCCAUACUUUCGGUUUUGUAUGUCCUGCAUUUAUCCAGGUUUCAUCCAAGUAAUAAAUCUUCCUGCCCUGGUCGCGGUUUUUCUUUAUUGAUUUUAAAUAAUUUUUUCUUCCUAAAAUAAUCUCUUGGCUGUCCAUCAAAAUACUAUUUCUGUCCCGUUUUCAAUACUCAAAAUAAAGUUCUUUGAGUAUGGAAUGUGGUCCUUAUGAAAGUAGGUAAGUCUUCAUCACUAUUAACCUCCUGGAAUACUUUGUCUAUGGUGGGAAGUUGCUGCAUUUCAAAAAAUUGAUGGACUUUGCAUUCCGAUCAGUUAUUAACUGUAUCCAACAGCUUCGUGUAAUGCAGCCCCUUGUGUGGUAGAGACAAUUUUUUGCCUUUUUCUCAUUCUUUAACAAUGUUGAAAAUUGUCUUAGGACAUAAGCCAGUGUUGUUCGCCACACGUCCUUCUAUAUCAUAAAUUUUCAUUUCAGGAUGCUCUAAAAUUUCGCUCUUAUAAACGCCAAGGACAAUAUCUUUUGUCUAAAUAUUCAAAUGUCCCUUUUUGUCACGUUUUUGGGGAGGAGACAUCACUGAAGAGGAAACAUGGCUGCAGGAAGCAUUUUGAGAAAUAUUCUCAGUUUCAUCUGCUGCAUCCGCAGACGACAUGCUAACGUAUAAACAUACGCUAUGUAUCAAAUUCAUAGUCGCCGUUGGGGCAUUAUACUUUCUAGGCGCAUAUAUAUUGUGGCUGAGGUUGUGUUUAUAUUAAAAAUACAAUGUAUACCUACGAUCUACGAGCUAACAGACGUUUAUUUGGUUUUCUACAUGUGAAUGAUGGCAACAGCGUAAAAUACCAUAACAACAACAUCCCAAUCGAAAUUUCGUAGUUCAUCGAUACUUAUCGCCGGUGAUUAUUUUUAUCUUUUUCAUUUGGUAGGAUCUUUUUAAACGUGUAAUAAAGUAUAUGUAAAGUGGUGAGUCAAAAACAGUCACCAGAUUUUGUAAAACUUCUUGAAAUGGAAUUUCGUCUAGCCGCCAUCUUAAAAUCUUCAACUGCUACUUUUGCUCUAAAAUGUAGGUAACUAACUUGAACCAUUCAAAAGAUAAGUAGGGAUAGACCCGUAUUAGAGUUGUGUGCCCGUUCACCUUAUUAAGUUCAGUCAAGAGUCAGGAGGAAAAGUACAGUUCUGUCGAGGAGUUGAUUCACUCAAUGUUAUUGACGAACCUUUGUCAGUCCCUUUUGAAUGCCUACUGUUAAACAAUGACAUUUUUUUCCACUGCAGCACUGCUACAAGCUAUACUAUAACUAUCUAAAACUGUAAUGACUCAUCGAUGUUCACGUGAACAUCACUUAACUACCAGUAGUCGGCUGUUCAUAGGCGGGGUAUGAAUGUUUAACAUGGGUGAACAAGAUUUGUCACAUGCGAUUUAAGAGUGAUUUGAAACAUAUUGUAAGUCAAAAAUUUGGGAAUUACCUUUAUUCAUCGUCGCUUCCACUUACAUCUGACAGUAAUAAACAUUUUUGUUUCUUCCUUCACAACAUGACGGAUAGCAUUCUGCCAAGCUUCGGGCGUUACUAGCUGUAUAGAAGUCUCAAGUAAAACCUUAACGUCUGGUAAUUUGAAGUUUGUGUUAUGGCGCCAAAUAACCCUUCACUUGAGCCCAGAUGAGCUCUAUUGGGUUCAGUUCACAGUGGUAGGGCCGUAACCGCAGCACAGUGACACCACAUUGACGGGCCAUCUCAUCAGUCACGUAACUAAUGUUCGCAGGUAACCUGAUUCCUAAGGAUGUCAACAUAACCCUAUGUAUAUACCACAUGAUGAGAGACCCUGAGCAGUACCCGAACCCUAACGAAUUUGAUCCUAGUAGAUUUGAGUAUAACGAUGGAAAGAAGCCAUACAGCUUUGUGCCUUUUAGCGCGGGACCCAGAAACUGUAUAGGUCAAAAGUUUGCAAUGAACGAAGUUAAAAGCAUCGUCUCUAAGCUAGUCAGAAACUACAAGCUGUUACCAACGAAUCCUGAACACAAAUUAAAGCUAGUCGCCGAAGCUGUGAUGAAGUCCAAAAAUGGAGUUAAGAUUAGACUGGCUAGAAGAGAAAAACCCACAUAGGCGAAUGUCCUAAGUGCUAAAUUGGGUUUUCUGAUCUAGCCUGAAAUGGAAAAUCAAAUCCGCCUUUUUUACUCACUGAUUGAAAAAUGUAUAGAAUUAGAGGUCGCCAUUCGUUCUAUGAAAAUCAGUAGAGUAGACUAAAUUGCGGGAAAUUAUUUUAAAUUUCCCUACUUCUUGGAAGUGUAGCUCAAGCUUUAAUACCAAGUUGAAUUUUCUUAUUUUAAGGAAAAUACAAAUUUGAUUAGUGAUGCGAAUAGGUAAUGUAAAGCUUCGAAGUAUUGAAUAUAACUGUGUUCUAGAACAUUUAAACUAUUUUUUAUAAACCUUAGGCUUUAAUUAUAGUGAAAAGAUUGGUGUUUUUGUAAACUUUAGUUAAUAAAAUGUACAUUGAUUGCUCGUGUUUCAUUGUGUUGCACAGUGGUCUAUGUUUGCGAAAAUCUAGAGAAAUAAUUGAAAAAACAAAGUAUCGAAAAUGAAUGAAAAUUAUUACCUAUUAUAUUAAAGUUGAAGUUUAUGGUGUAUAAUCCGCGGCUACAUCUCAAAAUUGUAGAGCUUCUGUAUUAC